CUGGGCAAAGAGAAGCCAAUGGGCAGGAUGGGGGCGGGCAGCGCGACACGCGCAUGCGUCGGGUCAGAGGUGGGGCUGGAGAUGGUGGCCGAGCCGGGCCAGAUCCGCCCACACCUGCUGGGUGCCCGUAGCCGGCGGCAGGGGCAGUGCAGCGGCUGUGCGCUCCGGCGGCGGGCAAUCACGAUGGCUUCAAGGAUUUUUAGAACGUAUUUACUGUACUGCGUAGUGUCUGCAUUCCUCUUUAUCUCUGCCUUAGCUGACAAUCAUGUAGAAGACAGUCAUCAAGGAAAUAUUCGCCUUGAUAAGAACCUAGUACAAGACAAAGAUCAUAUUAUGGAACACUUAGAAGGUGUAAUUGACAAACCAGAGUCCGAGAUGUCCCCACAAGAGCUACAGCUCCAUUAUUUCAAAAUGCAUGAUUACGAUGGCAAUAAUUUGCUUGAUGGAUUAGAACUUGCUACUGCUAUAUCCCAUGUACAUAAACAGGAAAGUGGUGAACACACUCAAGCAAUGAAAGAAGAGGAGCUAAUUAGUCUAAUAGAUGAUGUGUUAAGAGAUGAUGAUAAAAAUAAUGAUGGAUAUAUUGAUUAUGCUGAGUUCGCAAAAUCACUGGAAUAAGUGUUUUGAAUUUCUUCUAAAUGUGACCCAGUAUAAUGUGAUUCAUUACCAUCUCUGAUGAAAUGCUGACUGUACAAACCACCCUCCAUGCUGCAGUGUUGUAGUAGGAAGAUGUAUAUCUGUUCCACCUUAGUUCAUUUGUUUGUUCAUUUUGUUCGUUUGUUUGUUAAGAAGACUGCAUAAUUCAGAAUACCACAUUUGCUUAGAAGUGGACACUUAAUUCUUGAAGCAUAAAAUGUUAAAAAUGAUUGUGUGUACUUUAGUUUCAGUUGACAAACUUUUACAUACUAAGCAGUUUAAGGCUAUUGAGAGAUUAGACUAUUUUUCUCUAGCAUUUAAGAGUUCUGUUUUCAUUUAUAGAAUUCCUAGAAAGCAAGAAAAUGUGAACAUAAGAGUACAGUGGUGCAUCUGAAGAAAAAUCCUUCCUAACUCCACAUUAAGGUGAUAGAACUUUCAAAAGAGAACUUGCUUAUCAGUACAGAUGUUUGAAGCAUAGCCGAUGUCACACAAAACCAAAUUGUUCAGUUCAGUUUAGGCUUGAGCUUUACAUGAUACCCUAUGGACUUCAGUACUAUCUUUGCAGAAAUAAAAUCUUUUUAAAUGUA
Molecule: messenger RNA, 1223 nt
Organism: Gavialis gangeticus (Gharial)
Lineage: Eukaryota; Metazoa; Chordata; Crocodylia; Gavialidae
Gene: MCFD2
Product: multiple coagulation factor deficiency 2
Exons: 4
Coding region: 19-618 (199 amino acids)
Molecular function (GO): calcium ion binding
Source: RefSeq, a predicted model, not a curated record